Messenger RNA from Caenorhabditis bovis, 267 nucleotides. Lineage: Eukaryota; Metazoa; Nematoda; Chromadorea; Rhabditida; Rhabditidae. The record is from the annotation of a GenBank genome assembly.
AUGGGUCGUGAAUCCAAAAAGUCUAAAAACAAGAACUGUCGAGAUGAGAAAGAAAAGGACAGUGACAAAAGUGAUUCGGAGCAACUGGAAACCAGUUCUGAGGAGGAAGAUGAUGAAAAUAUUGAAAUCCAUGGAGCGCAUGGAAGACAAGAACGUUUCGAGGAUUAUCGAUUUCUCGACUACCUCGCAAUUUACUGUUUUCUCCUUAUUGUUACUUUUUUCAUUGACCGUUUGAUUCGUCAGUACAAUAUUCCAUCAAUCUUUUAA